Physcomitrium patens is the source of this 2238-nucleotide messenger RNA. RefSeq lists its product as uncharacterized. The record is from RefSeq and is a predicted model, not a curated record. Lineage: Eukaryota; Viridiplantae; Streptophyta; Bryopsida; Funariales; Funariaceae.
AUUUCUGUCUGACUCGGGGGAUGAUGAGCAUUCUCCGGCGGCGUGACUCGUAUUUCUUACUCAUCCUUCCUCUUGUUGUUGUUCAAAUUCUGCUCUCUCUCCAUCUCCGAUGAUCAUCCUCUCUUCUUCCCCUCCCUCCCUCCUCUUUCCCUUUGCUUUGCUUUGUUCUCCUCACGUUCCUCCGCGCCAUCCUCAUAGUCUCCUCCCUUCCGCUGUUCCUUCCUUCCUUUUCCCUUCCGGUUCCGCCCUUGUACAGUUUGUUUCGUCUCACUUUUCCUUACUUCUCUGUGUGGUUGUAUUUGUUUCGUAGCCGUUGGUUUACCUCUUCUUCCAGCGCUGAAUUUUCUCUACUUGUUGUGAGUUCAUUUUUAUUUUUAUUUUUAUCUUUUUCAUCUUCAGUUUUUUGGUUUUUAAAUUUUGUAAGUAUUGGAUUGCAACCACCGGUUUGCGGUGCUUCUGUAGGGUUGGGCAUUGGUUUCGUUUGGACUGGUGUCUCGGUCCUGUAAGAAAGAUCAGUUCAGGUUUAUGUGAACGUGUGUGUAUAACCGAAGCUGCGUUCCGAAUUUUUAGUCGCGCGUUCCGUGAUUGAUUGAUAUCCUUUGUCUACCAGGGGAUCAGAAAGUGCAUCUCCUCCUUUGUGUUUAUGUUUUUGUCCUUCUCCCGUUUGGUGGAAACGCCACUUGACUAUCUUGGCAUUGGCGCUGUCGACUAUACAACUACCUUGCCCUAAAGGUAGUUAAUUACCGAUUUGGCCUCCAGUUUUGUGGGGUACUAGACCUAACUUCUCAGUUCCCGUUAUGAUAUGUUCUCGUUUUACUCUGUUGUUGUUGCUCCCCUCUUUUCCCGUAGCGUGGGUUGGUUUGUUCAACGCUCCCAUGUUGAGAAGCAUUGCUGUCUUCGUUUGUGUGUCAAUAACACCUAGCAAAUAUCUGGGAUGGCCGUUGCGGCUCUCGCUCUGUACUCGUCGUGGCGCAAGUCAAUCCCAAGCCGUCUGUUUGUGACCUCGGUGGACGCCCAAACAGUAUCCGCACGUAACCCGAACCGCAGGCGCAACAGGCAAAAAUUAGUGAAAAACACUCAAGAGGUAGGUGAGGAGUCUAAUUUGCAACCUCAGCGCGGCCGCCGACCUUCGCGGAAGAAGUGGAGCGAGAAGAGGAUGGACUCUGAAUUCGACAUGGUAAUCGUCCCCCCAGAUGGAAUUUCAGUGUCGGGCUCGGACACGGACGACUCCGACUGGUCGAUUGGCUGGUUCGAGCCUCACAGCAAAAAAUUUACCGAUGACGAGGAGGACAGCUUUGCCGUUCUGAUGCCAUGCUAUGGCUCUCCGACCCCCCCAGAUACCAACUCAAGGAAGGCCUUCACUCCCAAUGAACAAUCGAAGCCACCUGUGUGGUCUACCAUGUUCUCCAGGCAAUCCAGCAUUGAUCAUAAGAAACGCCUUGAGCGAUGGUUGUCAGGAAUCUGAAACUGGAUCACCACUUAAAGCGGCAAAUAUCAACUGUUCCUGAAAAUGCCAAUGGAGGUACAUUAUAAUUUAUGAAAGCUUCAAGUGAGCUGUGAAUGCAAAAACCCAAAGAAUGGCGAAGAACAUUGUGAAAUAUUGGCAACUGGCAACUGCGAUAGGACCGGAAGUUUCUUUUGUAGCCACCGCUGGAAGGAGUGCGAUGACCUAUGGCCAUCACUCACAGCGAGUGCUCAGAUUCAUUGAUCAAUUUUCUUUCGAAAGGUUGCAGAUUUGUACAUAGUGACACCAAGGUUGGUAAAGACUUUUAAAAAAGCAAAACAUGACAAACGCCCCCAAAAAGAACAAGGGAGCUUUUCCUGGCUGUACCGAAGAAUAACCUCCCUCAACGUAGGCUCCACAACAUGUUCAAAUGAGGCAGCAAUUGGAUGGUCGUCUUCGAAGGUUUACAGUCUCGGCAUGUGAUUCAGCUUUCGGCAGUGAGCUUCAAGAAGUGUAAGGCUCCAUCAUUUUUUGUGCCGAAAAGAACUUGUACGUAUCCAUUUUGACAUUUGGUCGAAUCUGUAUUAUAACAAAGCACACAAAACUAAGGGAAUUAUAUUUAUAUUCACAUUUAUAUAAAUAUCUGUACAUAUCUACAGUAUCAUCCUCAUUUUUUCAUCAGCCCAUAUUCUUACGAGGUAGCGUUGCAGGCUCGUGUCCAUUUUGUAUUCCUUCAGUUAUUUUAAUAAAGACUUAGAUUUCUCAAUCCCAGAUGAAAUCAAAUAGACAUUUUA